This is a messenger RNA of Mya arenaria, 2427 nucleotides long. Its product is annotated as trichohyalin-like. Lineage: Eukaryota; Metazoa; Mollusca; Bivalvia; Myida; Myidae. Bases 1 to 2427 code for a protein of 808 amino acids. The record is from RefSeq and is a predicted model, not a curated record. The transcript has 5 exons.
AUGCCUUCUGUAAGAGAAAUUCUACGCGAGACCGUGACAAGUUGCUUUGGUCGUAUAGACCGUGGCAUGGAACGACUAGAAAGAAUGACUUUGUCAUUUGUUACAGCAUGUGUUGAAAACGUUCACUACCAACCACUUGGGUUCCCAUCUUUGCAGUUUCUUUACGAGGACAUAGGGCUCAUCCACAUGCUUCUAGAGCUGUUAACCCCUAGCGGCAGACGACGCUUGGCUUUCCGUUUGAAUUUUGCUCAUGUUUUUCCAAAUCGCACAACGCGCCACGAAACUAUUGACCAAUUUGUGAAAGACCAAAAGGCACAGCGUGAUUUUGAUACCAAUCAGAUCAUCAAUAGGUUGCGAGCCAGACAGAACGCACUGAUAAAAAACAUAGACUAUCGCCGAGAGAACCCGGACUGGUAUGAAAAGAGAGACAAAGAAAGAUUUGAAGCGGAGAUAGCGGGACAACAUAACUCUGAGUACGAAGAGUCAAUGCGGACACUAAGAGAGCGUCAAACUACGACACCAGCAGAGCGCUUUUGGAAACAACAGAGUGAGCGUAAAAUAGAUUACGCUGAGCAUGAGCAACAUCUGAAGCAGGAGAAGAAACAGAAGGUGUUGGAAGAAGAACGCCAACGAAGGAGUCAAAUAAGAGGCGGUCCAAGGAGAUGGAAAAUGAUGUUUAAAAUGCUACAGAGAAAAAAGGACAAGGAGGUUGCAUAUGUGCGAAAACUGCAGAAGAUAGAAUUACAAAACCACCGAGUACCCUUAACAAGAGAACAAACCAAUGAAAACCAACAGAACCACAGAGUACCCUUGAAGAGAAAACAUACCGAAGGCAGGCAACAUAAACACAGAGUAUCAUUGAAGAGGAGAAAGCAAAUAGAUAAAAAGCUAAAGGCACAGGAUAAGGAGUUCACAGAUGAUUUACGGUUGAUUCGUUAUAAUAAGAUACGUGCUCGGGUAUUUUUCUUUUCUUUUUUAUUUCUAUUGGAUGCUGAGGAUGACAAACACAAAGAUGAAAGGCGUGACGAGAACAAAUCGAUGACCAAGGAACCACAAUUCAAACCGGAGAACAGCGAACACAAGAAGAAACGAAAGUUGAAUGAAUUAAAAGCAGAAUCAGUGAUGGGUGAAUUCGACAGCGGUAAUAACGACAAUAAACGAGCACUGCUUAACAAAGUACAUACAAAGUUGAAAAACAUUAUUUGCGCCACAGAGUAUGAAAGGAAAUCUCUGGUCGACAAAUUGAAGGCCGAGUUGGAAGAAAUUCAAAGCUUCUGCGCAGAAAACGACAAAAAUAAAUUAAAAGCUGAGAAAUCAGAGGAAAAGAGGAAUAAUUAUGGGGGAGGCGAUCGGAAGACGGGGCAGUCGGAGAAGCUUGCUGAGAUAGAGAAAACGAUGAGAAGAAGAGAAGACAAGGAAAUACAGUACGAUAACUUACCAAAUGGGCUAGAUAAUAUGGAGUUCAGUCAGGAUGAAAAGAAAGCAUUAUUGAAGGAAAUACAUGCGCUGGAGAAAAGGAUGAGAGAGGGAGAGGAGAAGAGAGGUCAGUUUGAUAACAUUCCAACUGGAUUGGUGAAAGUAAAGCACAGUCAAUGUGAAAAGAAGGAACGAUUGGGUGAAGAACCUGAAUUGGCGAAAAUGAUAAGAAAAUGUCAUGAGAAGAAAGGACAGUCCGAUAUGAUAUCAACUAGGCUGGAGAAAAUAGAGCACAGUAAAGGUGAAAAGAAGGCACGAUCGGGUGAAAGACCUGAACUGGAGAAAACGAGGAGGGAAGAUCAUGAGGAGAAAGUACAGUCUGAUAAAAUGCCGACUGGGCUGGAGAAAAUAGAGCACAGUCAAUGUAAAAAGAAGAGACGAUCGGGGAAAGCACAUGAGCUGGAGAAAACGAUGACGGAGGUAGAUGAAAAGACAGGAGAGUCUGAUAAAUCACCAACUGGAUUUGACUAUUGCAAGGAAGGAUCGACGAAAGAAAGAACUGGUGAAUUACAUGAGUUAGAGAAAACGGAAAGGGGUGAUAGGAAGGUUUGGGUAGAAAACCAAGAUGUAAAAUUACAACCUGAAUCUGAGAAGGAAGAGGAUGUUAUUGUAGAGAAGGCUGAAGGCGAGGUGGCCAAUGAGUCCCGCCUCCCUGGUAAGAGGGGCAGAAGCCCCUCGCCAAUUACCCCUGCAAAGCGGAGGAGGGCCAACCCAGAACCAACACCCCUCCUCCGCCGAUCAGAAAGGAUCAAGGAAAAAACAAAAGGCAACUACACCAGUGCCUCAGGCACCUCAAGCCCAAGCACCUCGGGCACGUCCAGCACCUCGGAGGCGUCCAGCACCUCAGGGGCGUCCAGCACCUCAGGGGCGUCCAGCACCUCAGGGGCGUCCAGCACCUCGGGGGCGUCCAGCACCUCGGGCGCAUCCAGCUCAAGUCCUCCAAUCCAUUGA